CAACAAAGUGGAGACUCUUCGAAUGAAAUGCAAGCCUCAGCGCAAGUAGAUGGCUGCUAAUGAGAGGGUGGGCCAACGAAGUACCCACUCUCCAUGUUCACAGUCUGGACCUUGGCACACAACACUCAAGAACUGGAGUCGGCGCGUCGAAUCGGGAGAAAAAUCACAGCCCGGGCCUACCAGAGAGUGAAGGAGAGAUGAGUGCCUAUCUCUCCAUCCACCCAGCGAUCUGGCACAUGUCGGAGAGAAAGAAGACGGCAGAAGCAGUUGGCAGAGAACCUGGUCUUGCGAGUGAGGCGAGAGCUACACGAUCGGUGAGGACGAGGUAGAGAGGUGGUGGGAGAGAUCCGGUCUCGGAUCAGCUUCAGCAGAAGAGUUUGAGCAGAGAAUGGAAGGACUGCGUCGACAAAGGACGACUCUCAGCUCGCGAGCUGACCGUCAAGUUGGGAGAGAUGGAGGAAGUCACUAAGUCUCUACUGAUAAAGCCAAUCUACGGGGGCGUCCCACGUUAGACACCAGAAUCUCACACCCUCUUCCUCGUCCGUCCUGUUCGCCGGAGCCGGCAUCCUGGCCACACCCACAAACGUAGAACGAGGUCAGGAUCAGCGAUUGUGCAGGUUCCAAUGACCACCACCACAUGACAGACAUCUCCAGAAGAAACAGACCAAGGGAGGAUAAGUUUCCAGACUAGCCCCUCACCUCAUCGCUACACUCAGCCCCCAACUAGAGAGAGGAGGGAGAAGAAGAGAGGAGGAGAGGGACUCGCGAGCAUGCAGGGCACCCCUCUCCCUCCACCCCUCCUCCACACACACCUCUCAGACACACACGGACAGAGAGAGGUGGGGAGGGGAGUGAGGCAGCGUGGCAGGUGGAAGAUUCCCCGGCCACCAACAAGACAAGAACCACUGCCGUUUAGUCCACUGAUGUUCCACACGCCUCCAUGCCAUCCCUAGCAUCAUGGAGGCCAACACUGCCAGAAAGAAGUAAGCCCCUCGCAUAAAAAAUACAUGUGAAAGCGCCUUUAGCAUGUGCUCAAGUCGGUGGACAAUGUGAAAUAUAAACUGCAGACACCUGCUGGGUCUCCUGAAGGAGCUGGGACUGAGCUCACCAGCUGCUGCUCCCACUCCCCAGCCGCACCACCACAACAGGUACACCACUGGGAGACAGAAUGUGUGUGGUGUACUCUGUUUACUCGGUUCUCUCAGUUCAACAGUGGAGUCCAGACUGGUCGCCCACGCCAUUCAAGACCCCCUCCGCUCACACAGACACUCUCGUGCACGCACCUCGUCUCUCCCUCCCAUCAGCGUUCCCUCGAGGAUCAGUGGACCUCUCGCCGCAAUCUACUAACUCUGCAUUUUGUACAGCAUCGAUCAUCAGUGGAGGAGGGCGUGGCUUAUAAAGUGCGCAUGCGUAAUUAGUUACGUAGUUAGGGUGGGUGGAGUUUACGUGCAUUCUUGUUUGGUGUGUUUAUGAGCGAGAGACAGCGAUCAGAAAGAAUAUUCGGACGUCUACCUGGCUUGCUUGAGGAGAGACAAACCGACAGGGAGCUAGAGAUGCCGAAGACGCGAAGAGAAGAGGGCGGACUGGGAGACUGGUCGAGUACGGGGACGUUUCUGCGGAAACCGUCCUCGGGCUGGCUGCACGAUGACCACGAGCUCCAGGACCAGUCCUCCAUCAACUACAAGAUCAAGUACCUGGGCUGCAUCGAAGUAUGCCAGUCAAUGAGGACCCUGCAGUACAACAUGAGAACACAGGUCACCAAAGAAGCUAUAGCACGGAUGGCAGAGUCUGCUGGUAAACUACAUCAGCACAAAAGAAGAAAGAUUCCAAAGCAACUCAACAGACUGCUGGGAGAGGCAGACACCAGAUGGGCAGGGGAGGUGAACUUGGCUGUGAGUGCGGAGAGCCUGAGGAUCAGCAGUGCCUCCAAUGACAGGGAGAUAAUGAACCACUCUCUGCCGUCGAUAUCGUUUGCCUCUGGUGGAGAUGGGCCAACUCUUGACUUCAUCGGUUAUGUGGCCAAAGACCCAGUCCAUGAAAGAGCUUGCCAUGUGUUUGAGUGUGUCCAGUGCUCUCAGUACGUUCUGACUACCAUCGGACAGGCCUUUGAACUACGCUACAAAAUGUACCUCAAUUCUCCCCACCCUGAACCACUGCAGAUCAGGAACACGAUCAGGACGGGUGAUUCCUGGUCCCAGUCGGCUCACGUCACUCACGAGGACAAAGGAGCCUCUCCGCAGGGGGAACCCCCUUUCAGCCCAACCCCGGGGGCCGGAAUUUACUCUGAUCUCCCCGAGUUCCCCGCGGACCCCGUCCCCUCCCCCUCCUCCAAGGAAUCACAUGGCCUUCCAUCUCUGACGACAGUUUCUGGUCCAAGAUCUCGUAUCUACAGCCAACUCCCUGGAUUCCCUACGGUAGCUGAAGAUGAGGAGCCGCUCUCAAACGGAACUGGUCACGCAAGACUUGACAAUCCUUACGACACGAUCCACAUGUCCAGGGCUCACAGAGACACGCCCCUUUUCCCUCCCUCCGGGGUCUACUCCGAACCUGGAGAGAUCACAUCCUCUUGUGAAGAGGCUAAUUACAGCGCCAGGAUGAUGACGAUAAAGCAGUCGCCCAUGACCUCUGCGAACUCUGAACUCAUUGACCUGACUCCGCCCCUCGAUCAACCUAAUCAUGUCUACAGCAACACAGGUGCCAGUAUCCACAAUGGGACUGCGUCUGCAGGACCAACAAAGACGUCUCCUCCGCCUAAACCACGCCCCUUGCCACGCCCAAUGCCACGCCCAGCAAAGAAGCGUUUGCCGUCCUCAUCAUCGUCGGAGUCAGCGGAGGUCAUUUACGACGACCCGACAGGCUCGUUGUCUGCUGUGAAACCUCCAGGUCGCGAGGCUGCCAAUCUCCAUGGCAACGACUACGACGAUCCGGACGCACUCCACACGUCCCCCCUCACCUCUCCACCUCUUCCCACAUCACUCCACACCUCCUCCCCUCCCAUUCCACGGUCUCCUAGGAGACCGGCUGAUGAGAGUGUCUAUGACGACAUACAGGAAGUUAUCGCUGCAAGACCCAAGAAGCGAUCGUCCCCUCCUCCUCUCGUGCCAAAGGCUCGGAAAUCACCUCCCCCACCGGCCCCCAAUGGAGGUCAGGGUUCAGGGGGGCCAAAACCUGUGCCCAGAGGACCCCCCAGGUCGCGGGGGGUGCCCCCACCAAACCUCCCCCCUCCUCCAAUAUAUGAUGAUCCAAGCACAGUCAUCCACAGCAACGGAUUCGCUGGGAGGGGGAGAAAUGAGGAGGGAGCACAGGGGAAGGCGUCACGAACGAGGACACCAAAGUUUGACGACACAAUUUACGCCAUUCGUCCGGACGUGGGGUUUGGGGGCGGGGCUGCAGCUGAGGAGGAGGAGGAGAGGAACGGGGCAGCUGGCAACACGGGUGAGUGGCCUUCUGAACAUCUUGUGCUACAUGAAUUCACAAAACGAGGGGCUGCCGAAUCAUGCCUUCACCUCUGAACUCUGCCACAAUGAGUGUUCUACAUUACCACAGUGCAUCAUAGCCAUCUUUCCUAUAUCAUUUCAGUCUCCUUAGAGAACCCCCAGCCAGACCCCCUGGCCCCACUGCCGACUCAGCACUAUUACCACGGUCGGAUAAGUCGUGUGGAGUCGGAGGCUCUGCUGGAGACAGAGGGAGAGUUUCUGGUGAGAGAGAGCACCAAGAUACAGGGACAGUUUGUUCUCUCUGGCAUAGCUCAGGGCGGGGCUCAGCACCUUCUGCUGAUGAACAGAGCUGGCAAGGUGAAGUCGAAGGACCAUGAAUUUGACAGCAUCCCCCACCUGGUGGACUAUUUCACAUCUCGAGACGUUCCUCUGGUCAUCGGGAAGAGCCAAGUCUUCCUCAGACGACCUGUCGUUAAUGCAUACCCCACAGGCGGCAGUGGGCGUGGUCAAUGACAUCAUCCCUGUCUCUGUGUGAUCCGUUGUCUCCAUGUCUUGUGUCCUCCUUUUUUACUUUGUCUUGUUUUAUUUACUGU
Molecule: messenger RNA, 4030 nt
Organism: Geodia barretti
Lineage: Eukaryota; Metazoa; Porifera; Demospongiae; Tetractinellida; Geodiidae
Source: the annotation of a GenBank genome assembly